AUGUUAUUGCUACCUAGAGUUCGACCCGCCCUAAGAACCUUGCCGCCCACCUGCUCCCUCGCGCGAACCUCCUCACCACGUCGCAAGCUAUACCUAGCUCCGCCCUAUCUCCUUGACGACUACAUACCGCGAUACCAAUUGAUAUCCUCGAUCGAUGCGUCGAAGAAGCGAUCACUGGCAUAUGCGCAUCUGCGCGAGUGCAACUUGUGCCCAAGAUUAUGCGGUGUCAAUCGGUAUGAGGAGACAGGCGUAUGUCUGAUCGGGGCAGGAACUGUCAAAGUGAACACAAUCGCUCCCCACUUUGGAGAGGAGCCGUGCUUCCAGGGCCACAAUGGCUCCGGUUCAGUCUUUUUCUCUGGUUGCAGCCUACGCUGCUGCUUCUGCCAAAAUUUCGACAUUGCUCACCAGCGCAAUGGUUUUGACCUGACACCUGAGCAGCUCGCUGAGUGGUACAUGAAGCUGCAAGAAGUCGGUCGCGUUCACAAUAUCAACCUCGUUACACCCGAGCACGUUGUCCCGCAGGUUGUGCUAUCGAUCCUGCACGCGCGUGAGCUCGGUCUCCGCAUACCCAUCAUCUACAACACGUCGUCGUUUGAUUCGCUGGAGAGCAUACAACUGCUAAAAGGCUUGGUGGAUAUCUACCUCGCAGAUUUCAAGGUAUGGAGUGACAAGGCUAGCAAGAGGUUGCUCAAGGCGGACAAUUACACGGCAACGGCGAUGGAGAGCAUCAAGGCCAUGCAUGAGCAGGUUGGCGACCUCUGCUUCACUGCAGACGGAAUCGCCAAGAAGGGUGUGCUCGUGCGACACCUGGUGAUGCCUGGCAUGGAGGAUGAGGGUAGAGAAAUCAUGAAAUGGCUUGCUGAGAAUGUCUCCAAGGAUAUCAUGGUGCACAUCAUGGAGCAGUAUUUCCCCCGCGCGCAUGUUGGCAAGAAGCGACGUAAUAGUAAAGGUGAAAUCAAGGUGGUUGAGCCAGGCGGCGCUCCAAUCUCGCCUGCAGCUAAAGAGCAAGUGAGGCGUCAGCUAGAACGUUAUUAUGUCACCAACAAGCAUAACCCACUGUCCAUCGAUCCAGACAUUACUACGAUGCCCUUGAUCGCCAUGGAUUAUGUCGCAGACGUUGAACGGGCCGUACACGAAGUCAAGGUAGAGCGCGACACCUGGCAGGCAGUAGCCCUCCAGUACAGAACAGCUUUCGAGGCUCAAACAAGACGCCUACAAGAGCUUCAGGACAUCUGUUUCGCUACACAGGCUGAGCUGGAGAACGAGCGAGCUCAACAGCGCAGGUUAUAUGCGAAGUCAGGCCAAGGCGGAAAUCAGCGUGCGGGCACUAUUGACAGUGCCGAGGGCCUUCAGCGUGAGCGACCCUUUGGCACUGCCGUUGUUCUCUCGCCGCGCAAGACCGAUUCAACCCAUCAACGACAAUCAUCGAAUGACUGCACCAAUCCACUCUUCAAUCGAGUGCAGCUGUCCAUGGCCCAGCGAAAUUAUGGAACCGCCCUGGUGGAGAUCGAAAGAUUGUUAUGCGGCCCUCUCAGCUCAAAGGCCCGAGCAGAGGGUUUGUUGCUGAAAAGCAAUGUUCUACGAGCCUCAGGCCCAGAUGAACUCUACGACGCACUAGCCGCCUGUAGCGAGGCUCUCGAGCUCUGUGACCGUCUGUCAGAACUGGAGGCCUUCCUCCCACGGAUACAAUACCAGCGCGGCGUCCUAUAUUACGAGCUGCGUCUGCUUCACCAAGCCCGGGAGGCCUUCAGUACAGUUAGCGAUGACGAAUUGCUCUCAGCCAGAGCUAGUGAGUACCGCAGGUCAUGCGAUGACGAAAUUGAUCAGCUACGCGUCGCCAGGCGCAGGCCAGGCUUCGAUGAGGACCGGACUACAAUGGGGGAGUUAUUGGUAGAGCUGGGAGAGAAGGGCCUUGAUAGCAAGCGUCGACGUACAAGCGCGCAGCUCAGGCAAUAUGCUGCUGCCAAGGCGAAACGGAUGUCACUGCCCCAUCGCUGGGUGGCAUCAAAAAGCGAUGAGCACUAAAGCCGAAUGGCUAUGUGAUGAAUCAUGAAGCCGGUCUGGGCGGGGUAUUCAUUAUUACUAUUCAAAUAUCGAAGUGUAUGACGAAGGGCAACCUAUGAAUUUUACCCCAAGCCAUGAAUAGCUGCUAUGCAGGUACAUCAUUGCUCUUUUACAUAACCUCCUUUUACCUCAAAUUUAUUUUUCUUUGUCUGUCUUACUCCCUUUCUUGUUGCUGCAUCUCCUUGACUUCUCCUAGCGAAGGCAUCCGUUGUUGAAGAUCGAACAAAGAAGGACAAUGAAGCACCCUGACCCCCAACAUGGCUCUACCUCGAUGGCUUCGACAACCAAUGCACCUGUAACUUAACAUGUACGAAACUUCUCGAAUGUACUUACUCUUUAUCAUCGUGUACCUACAAUACCAC
This is a messenger RNA of Cucurbitaria berberidis CBS 394.84, 2426 nucleotides long. RefSeq lists its product as uncharacterized. The transcript has 3 exons. Gene Ontology annotation, molecular function: protein binding; iron-sulfur cluster binding; catalytic activity. Bases 1 to 2025 code for a protein of 674 amino acids. NCBI's taxonomy places the organism in Eukaryota, Fungi, Ascomycota, Dothideomycetes, Pleosporales, Cucurbitariaceae. The record is from RefSeq and is a predicted model, not a curated record.